Messenger RNA from Dermacentor silvarum, 852 nucleotides. RefSeq names its product transcription factor Adf-1. Gene Ontology annotation, cellular component: nucleus; transcription regulator complex. The record is from RefSeq and is a predicted model, not a curated record. The coding region runs from base 1 to 852 and encodes 283 amino acids. Lineage: Eukaryota; Metazoa; Arthropoda; Arachnida; Ixodida; Ixodidae. Gene Ontology annotation, biological process: regulation of transcription by RNA polymerase II. The transcript has 4 exons. Gene Ontology annotation, molecular function: DNA binding.
AUGGCAGACAGUGUAGCUUUGUACAGCAUCAUUGACAAUGACGUACUUAUCUCCUGCGUGGAAAUACGACCGGAGCUGUGGCAGCCGCGACACAAGGAUCACAAAAACCGUUUUAAGAAGGCGGUGCUGUGGUCGGAGGUAGCUGCUGCUGUGCUGCCGAAUGUUUCUGGCGCAGAGGUCAUCGUCCAAAAACGUUGGAAAAGUCUUAGGGACAAUUUUCGGAAAGUGACCAAGGUACACAAGGAUUCCCAAAAGAGUGGCGCAGGGGCAGAUGACGCUGAAGAUUCAUUGCCAGACAACGUCUGGCUGUACAGUGAUCAGCUCCGCUUCCUGAAGGACACUGUGGAAGGAAGGGCGACAUCUGGCAACCUCGAUGAUGGCAAGUUUAUGAACUUUAAGACAUCUGGCAACCUCGAUGAUGGCAAGUCAGCCCAAGAAUUAUUUCACACUAUGACUCGGCCACGGAGCAUCACACCACCAGGCAGCCCCGUGCAAGAGAAUGCGGACAUUGAAGAUUUGUUCGCAUUAGAAGAUGACGUGGACGUGUCCCAGCCAUCAACCAGCAGCAGACAAAGCACCACGUUAGAAACCGCUGGACAGGAUCCUCUCAGUCGGAAACCACAGGUGCAAAGUGAAACUAACGGACAGAGGAGUAGGAAACGGAAAGGGGACCCUUUACAGCAAGAAAUUGACGAUGUGUCGCAACGUUUAGCGAAGCACAAGCCCCCCGAUGAAGAUGAAUAUUUUGCCCUGUCUCUUGUCCCAACCAUGAGGGAAUUUCCGAAGCACAAAAGACUAAGGAUGCGAAUUGAGGUGCUAGAGCUCCUGGAAGCACUGAAGCAAGCUUGCUAG